Aspergillus glaucus CBS 516.65 is the source of this 1539-nucleotide messenger RNA. RefSeq names its product putative choline transport protein. Lineage: Eukaryota; Fungi; Ascomycota; Eurotiomycetes; Eurotiales; Aspergillaceae. Gene Ontology annotation, cellular component: membrane. Bases 1 to 1539 code for a protein of 512 amino acids. The record is from RefSeq and is a predicted model, not a curated record. The transcript has 2 exons. Gene Ontology annotation, biological process: amino acid transport; transmembrane transport. Gene Ontology annotation, molecular function: transmembrane transporter activity.
AUGCAGACCGUCGAGGCCGCCAGCGAGGAACGAGCCUCCGGGGAAUUAAUCAACCCAUCGGGUCAUCGCCAGGAACUCGAACGGAAUUUCAGCUUGCUCAGUAUCUGUGCCGUGGCCGUCACAACCGGAAACACUUGGAUUGCGCAAGGUGGUAGUGUGACGACUGCGCUGAGCAAUGGAGGUCCGCCGGGUGUGAUUUACGAAUUUAUUGCUGUCUCGGUUUGUUACUGGUUAGUUGCAGCGUCGAUUGCGGAGCUGGCAUCUGGUAUGCCUUCGGCCAGUGGUGUUUAUCACUGGGCUUCGAUCACCGCUGGAAAGUAUGGUCGUCCGUGUGGUUUCUUCGCUGGUUUCUGGAACUGUCUUGCUUGGAUCUUGGGUGCUACUUCGAUGUCGUCGAUCCUCGGCCAACAAACCGUUUCUAUGUACGCCCUCAUGAAUCCCGGCUUCACACCGAAAUCCUGGCAUAUAUUUGUCAGUUUCGUCAUCUGCACAUGGGUCUGCUGCUGCAUCGUCCUGUUCUUGAACCGCAUUCUUCCAUACAUCGGUAACCUGGGCAUGUUUUUCAUUCUUGCUGGUGUCUUCGUUACGAUUAUCGUCUGCGCAGUCAUGCCCCAUGUCAACGGCCAGCCGUAUGCGACCAACGACUUUGUCUGGCGCGAAUGGCAGAACAAAACGGGCUACGAGAGUCAAGGGUUUGUCUUUGUCGCAGGAAUGCUCAACGGUGCUUACAGUGUGGGAACUCCCGAUUGCUCCUCGCAUCUGGCGGAAGAAAUCCCUCAACCCAGCCGUAACAUCCCCAAGGCCAUCCUGGCCCAGAUGAGCGUUGGCUUCGUCACCGGUAUCUUUUACAUGAUUGCCAUCUUCUACUCGAUCAAUGACCUCCCAAAGGUCAUCUCCAGCGUCUACGGUUUCCCCCUUGCCGAGAUCUACCACCAGGCCACCGGAACCAGAGGCGGAGCUCUCGGAUUGCUGAUCGUCGCCUUCUUGCCUACCUUAAUCACUUGCUGCGGCUGCUACAUCACCGCCGGCCGUACUCUCUGGACCCUUGCUCGCGACAGAGCCACCCCCUUCCCCAAAUGGCUCGGCCGCGUCAACAGCAAGAUGCACAACCCAUUCAACGCAACCCUGGUCUGCGGCGUCAUCAUCACCAUCCUCGCGUGUAUCUACGUCGGCUCAUCGACCGCCUUCAAUGCCUUCGUUGGCUCCUUCGUCCAACUCUCCAGUCUUUCCUACUUUGCCGCCAUCUUCCCGCACAUCCUGACCCGUCGGUCGUCAUUCCAGCCCGGCUUCUUCUGGAUGAAGGGACUUAUUGGCUUCAUUGUCAACGCUAUUUCCUGCGUCUACAUCGUUGCCUUCGUUAUCAUCUUCUGCUUCCCCUACGCUCUGCCGACUGAUGCCGCCUCGAUGAACUACGCCUGCUUGAUUACUGGUGGUCUGACAGUCUUUGUGGGCGUGUGGUGGCUCUUCCGGAUGAGAUCGUAUGAGGGACCGAAGAAUAUUCCUCUGACUGACAAGGUCGUUCUGGAUGAUGCGAGGUGA